AUGUGGAAGCCAAAGAUGUUUAGCUUGAGCCCAAUGCUUUAUGCAAUAUCGACACUUUGGGUCCGUGAACACAACCGCGUGUGUGACAUGCUGUCACUGAUGUCGUCUUCGAAAGGGACAGAUGAAGAGAUCUACAAGACAGCUAGAAAGGUUGUCACCGGCCAGAUGAUGACAAUAAUGAUGAACGAAAUCUUAAACAUGCAUACAGGAUACGCGUAUCCGUUGAAGCUCCGUCCGGAAGUUUAUCACCACCGAAUUCAAAACAUCAGUAGUUCCACCACACCAAUUGAACUAGUUUUGAUGAUGGCCAUGUCCAGUCUACCGGAACAGUUUAAUAGUGCUCCUAUGAGUUCGAUGUUCUUCGGUAACAGCAAACAAGUGUUGGAAGAGGGCUUAAAAAAUACGCUGCAGUUUAUGAUCAGCCAACCUAUGGGCAAGAUCUCGGCUCACAACGACGGGUUUUCGACGAAACCGUUGACCAAGACCUUGAUGAAGCUAUCCCGAGAACAUGCGGUGCAGAGUUUUAAUAACUAUCGGAGACGAUUCGGGCUGCCUGCAUACGAUAGCUUUUUCCAACUAACCAAAAACUGGGAAACCGCUGAUGAAUUGAAAAAUUUAUACCAAAGCGUCGAUGAUGUGGAGUUAUUGACCGGCGUGUUGACAGAAGGGUCGAGAAUGGGAUCUCUCCCCACAUCGACAAUCAUGACUCAGAGUUUCAUUAUAAAUGCUAUUUUGACCAAUAACCUGACGAGUGAACUUUCGUGGAAACCAAAUACUUUCAGUGGAGAUGGUCUCUUCAGCUUGGUAAAGGGCACCACAUUGAGGUCGUUUGUAUGUAACAACCUGGUCGAUUAUUGCAACGGGUUAAAUAUUGAUCUGUACGCGAAUUAA
Messenger RNA from Rhopalosiphum padi (bird cherry-oat aphid), 891 nucleotides. RefSeq names its product prostaglandin G/H synthase 2-like. Gene Ontology annotation, biological process: response to oxidative stress; cyclooxygenase pathway. The transcript has 2 exons. Gene Ontology annotation, molecular function: peroxidase activity; prostaglandin-endoperoxide synthase activity; oxidoreductase activity, acting on single donors with incorporation of molecular oxygen, incorporation of two atoms of oxygen. The coding region runs from base 1 to 891 and encodes 296 amino acids. Gene Ontology annotation, cellular component: cytoplasm; neuron projection. The record is from RefSeq and is a predicted model, not a curated record. Lineage: Eukaryota; Metazoa; Arthropoda; Insecta; Hemiptera; Aphididae.